AAAGUUUGAGAGUGGGUUGAAGAUGUUCUAAGUCCAACCCACCGAAGUUGGGGGCGGUGUUCACACGUUUUGGAGGCUGACAAACGCAUGUUCCAGCCUCCACUCUUAGCAGCCUAAGGAAGCCCUAGGUGAGCACCAGGUGUUUUUCUGCCCAAGGCUUUUGGAGUUUUGGUGAGGAAUUACUUAUUUUUCUGCCCAUCGGGGCAUUUGUGUAAUUUUCUAAAUUUCUUAUAUCAAACCAAAUAUGAAUCAAUACCCUGUGCGUUGCAGAGCUUCUUGGGGCUCAACCAAGACUCCAUCGACAUGGAGCAAAAGCUUCUCUCGAAUUUCGAACAAAUUUGCAAAAACCAAACAAAAAUAUCUUUAAAAUCCUUCUCUAUCGCUAGAACUCUCCUUGUAAACCCCUCAACCUCCGAUCAGACAAUCUCUUCAAUCCUCCAAAACCUAGAAACUCUAUCAACAGCAGUAUCAGCAUCAAACCCUCAAUUUUACCAUCUCCAUGUCAUCACCCUCCUCUGUGAAAUCUCCAUCGUCCGCCGCCAUUUCUCUCCCCGCAUCACCACCAUACUCCACUCUCUCUCCCUACACUGCCCCAACAUUACCCCACGUGCCGCCGGACUUGCACUCUCUACCUCUGUUUCCAUAUAUCCCGCUUCCGCGUCCAACUUGGUUUCCGCGUUUUCAGAGGGGACCGAGGGAUUGUUUUUAUCUCUCUGCUUCGGUUCGUGUGUGCCUGUGCGUCAAAGGCUGCUAUCGGAUGUGGAGAUAUUUAAUGUCCGGCCUUCGCUUCUGCUCACGGUGUUGACAGGGUUCACUAAGGAUCCGUAUCCUUACGUGAGGAAGGCUGCUUUGGAUGGUUUGAUUGGUUUGUGCAAGUGCAUUGUCGUUGAAGAUCGUGGUAUGAUUGAAGGAUGUUACCUUCGUGCUGUUGAGCUUCUGUUUGAUACUGAGGAAUGCGUGAGAUGCUCAGCUGUUCAUAUGGUAAGUGAAUGGGGGAAAUUUCUAGUGGCAAAUAGUGAGGGCAAAAGCAAAAGAGAUUGGUCAGAUGCAUUGUAUGUUCAGCUCUGUUCAAUGGUGAGGGACAUGAGUAUGAAUGUGAAAAUUGAAGCUUUUAAUGCUCUUGGGAAGUUAGGAAUGACAUCUGAGUAUAUUCUGAUGCAAACCCUCUCCAAGAAAGUCUUGCCAAUCACCAAAGAAAAGACAUUACAUGGUCAACUCUCAAGAAAGCAUUCCAAUUUACCAGCUUCAAGUGCUGCUGGAGCUUUUAUACAUGGAUUAGAGGAUGAAUUCCAUGAGGUAAGAAGCUGUGCAUGUUAUUCCAUGAGGAUGCCUGCUAUUCUUUCUGCUGGCUUUGCUACUGGAGCCUUAGGUUUGUUAAUGGAUGUGCUGAAUGAUGAUUCAGUUGUUGUAAGAUUACAAGCUCUUGAAACAAUGCAUCAUAUGGCAGUUUAUGGCCAUUUAAAAGUGCAAGAAAUGCACAUGCACAUGUUCCUUGGUGCUCUAAUCGACAUGAACUCAUCAAUAAGAUUAACAGCAAGAAAAGUACUUCGAUUAACCAAACUCCAUGAUCUGAUUUUGUUUAAACUAGUUGUUGAUAGCCUCAUACAGAGUCUAGAGAAAUAUCCACAAGAUGAGAUGGAUGCUCUUUCUCUUAUAUUUGAUAUUGGCAGAAAUCAUGGAAGUUUUGCUAUCAGCAUCAUUAAAGAAUUCUUUCCAGAGGUGGACCCUUCUUCUGAAUGCAAUUGGGACUUUAAUAAUUCAAAAACUGCUGCACACCUUGUAUUGGCUAUAUCUAUUCCACUUUCCCAUGGAAAGCAACAACAAUUGGAUAGCAUUCCAUCAAUAAUAUAUUCUUAUGCUGUUACAAUUCUUGGAAGAAUUUCUAGAAGCUUGACUGGAGUGAUGAAUCAGGACACACUUUUGGCUUAUUUGUCACAUUGUAGUAGAUCAAGUGGACCCCACCUUAUAGAGUUCAUGAAAGGGGAAGACAAGAUGGUUGAAGAUGAUGUGGCAACAAAGAUCGAUACUCAAAUAACAUGUCCUGUCAGUGUCAGAUUAGACGUGGUGCAUAAUAAUAAUGAUGGUGAUUUUGAAGUGCAUGAUAAUGCAGAUAAUUAUAUAAAGUUUAUCCUUGCUAAUAUUGUACAAGUUUGGCCUUUGGUGAAGUUUGGAUGCAUACAUGAAGUGCUUACAACACUAAGGAGUUGGAAGGAAGAACUAGCAACAUUUAUCACUGAUCCAUCAUGUCAAUCCAAUUCUCAUUUAACAUUUACUUCUCAAUAUCUUGAUGUGGUGAAACUACUUUCAAAAGCAUGGUGGCAUGUUAUGUGCCCAAUGGACUUAAUAUGUAAAGAAUCAGGAAACUUGGGGUACAUUUUGCAAAAACUGGAAAAUAAACUCCGAGAAUUACAACACAGGUUCAUUGGGUUGAGUAAAGAAGAGGAGCUACAUAUCCAGGAGCUGACACAUGUCGCCUCUACACUAAAAUCGUCUAUAUUCGAUGAAUCUGCAAUAAAAAAGCUACAGUUUUUUUCCUUAAAAGAAAUUAUAUUCCAUGAAAACAUAAAAUACAUGGAUGCAGAAGUUGAUGUUGGGGACAAAUACAAAUACAAAUACAAAUACAAUGAUUGGUUAAAUCCGAUUCCCUUUGUGGCUGGACUACCUGUUGGAAUACCAUUAAAGAUUAGGUUACAUAAUGUACCAAUUGAGACUAAGUUAUGGGUAAAAAUGACAAUGUAUGAGAAGUUGAGGGAGUAUGUGUAUGUUGAUUUGAAACAAUUUGAAGGUUGUGAGAAGGUGAGAGAAUUUACGUUUAUGCCCCCGUUCCAUAGAACCCCGAAAGUGAAUUGUUUUGUGUUGAGGGUAUGUGUAGGCAUGGAAUGUUUGUGUGAGGAGGAGGUUGAUGGUUUUAGAGGGCAUGGUGGGCCCACACAUGAGCUUGUUUAUCUUUGCAAGGAAAAAGAGGUGUUCCUUUCCAUGGUGGGUAAAAAAGGUUAAAGGUGGCUAGACAUGACAGAUUUAAUAGAACACAGAACAGAACAGGUUGUACUGUGUUUGACAUGUAAGACAAAAAGUUGUAACCUUUUGUCCCGUCCAAAAAGGUGGAACAAUGUGGUACAAUUACAAAGACUCGAUGUCGAUAUGUCAUCUGUGGAAAAGACGUGAAUGCCCUCAUCGUCCUCGUUAUUGAAAAUAGUCUUUGGAUGAAUCUUGAAAGGUUUUCAUCGGUUGUUGCAAGUGAAGAAUUUUGUUGGCCUCAAUGUUUCAGUUAUUCUCUGAAAAGAUGGUGCGUGGAUGUGCAUGACAAAGAUGAAGGUUUUCAGGGCUAUGAACGCUCAAAGUGCAUUGUUCCUCUUGGGGAAUUUCAAGUAAUACAAGCUGACUUAAACUCACGAAGAAGUUGGUGAUGAAAAUGACUCGAAAGAUAACAUGGAAACCGGUUCAAAAUUCCUUUUCAUUAGCUCUUGAAACAAGAAGUACCCAUAAAUACUUUGAAAUUACAGUUUUGCCCUUACCUUUUGCUUUUAUUUUUAUUUAUGGAUGUCCCACUGCCAUCAAUUUCUGGAACUGCUCCCUAUGUAAGUCUCCUUGUUUCCACAAAGUGUUCGCGUCUAUCUAUUAUUGUUAAUAAAAUAACUAUAAUGCCAUUUUGUAUUUA
Molecule: messenger RNA, 3658 nt
Organism: Lactuca sativa (garden lettuce)
Lineage: Eukaryota; Viridiplantae; Streptophyta; Magnoliopsida; Asterales; Asteraceae
Gene: SIEL
Product: ARM repeat superfamily protein
Biological process (GO): intercellular transport
Cellular component (GO): endosome
Source: RefSeq, a predicted model, not a curated record